Insectozyma verbasci is the source of this 972-nucleotide messenger RNA. Lineage: Eukaryota; Fungi; Ascomycota; Pichiomycetes; Serinales; Debaryomycetaceae. The record is from the annotation of a GenBank genome assembly.
AUGUCAUACACAUAUAAUAAAUUUGGAUCUAGAUCAACAACAACUAAAAUCAAUCCACCAACAACUUCAACUACUGAAAUACCUGAUGUUAAAUUAGAUUAUAAUAACAAUUAUGUUCAUACAAAUGUUAAUCCAAUCUCAUAUAUUAAAAAUAUUCAAAAUCCAGUUGAUGGUUAUCCAAAAUUAAUUAAAUUACAUCAAUUAAAGAAACAACAAAUUAAUGUUCAUGCUACACAAGCUUAUGGUAAAAGAGUCGAAACAGAUCAAAUUAUUCCAGUUUUAAAUUCAUGGAUUAAAUUAGGUUUAAAAUUUGACGUUAUUAUGAUUGGUGCAUUAGUUGACAAUCAAUUCAUUUUACCAAUUUUGAAUUCAUUACCAAUCAAUAAAUUAUGCUCAAAACCUGGAUUUCUUUUUAUUUGGGCAUCAACUGAGAAAAUUAAAGAAUUGACUAAAUUAUUGAAUGAGAAUGAAUUAAAUAAAAAAUUUAGAAGGUCAGAAGAAAUUGUAUUCUUACCAAUUGAUAAAAAUUCAAAAUAUUAUCCAAAUCAAGAAGAUAAUGUUGGUUUAUUUGAAAAUCAACAAUGGCAUUGUUGGAUGUGUAUUACUGGUACUGUUAGAAGAUCAACAGAUGGUGAUUUAAUUCAUUGUAAUAUUGAUACUGAUUUACAAAUUCAAAAUAAUUUAGAAAAUAAUGCAGUACCUGAUUUAAUUUAUAAAAUUUGUGAAAAUUUCUCAAAUUCAAAUAGAAGAUUACAUAUUAUUCCUUCUAAAUUGGAUGAAAAUCAUUAUAUUAAAUUAAGAAAAGGUUGGGUUAUAAUGAGUCCUGAUAUUUUAUUAGAUAAUUUUGAUGUAAUUAAAUAUAAUGAUGAAUUGUAUCAAAAAUCAAUGAUAAAAAGACAAGAUAAUAAGGACCAAUUUUUAAUUCAAGUUACAAAUGAAAUUGAACAAUUGAGACCAAAAACACCGAAAUAA